This is a messenger RNA of Adineta ricciae, 744 nucleotides long. Lineage: Eukaryota; Metazoa; Rotifera; Eurotatoria; Adinetida; Adinetidae. The record is from the annotation of a GenBank genome assembly.
AUGAUAAAUCUCGAAGAGCUAAACUUAUGCUUGCAAAUUGCAAGAUCCAACACGACUUUUAUUGAUGGUAACCAAUUAUAUAAUCAAUUUCUCAUUUCCAUGACAAAAUUAAAAAAGUUCACAUUUAACAUCAACACAUUUGUUCAUUAUCGAAAUGUCAACGUUGAACUUCAAUCAAAUGAAGAGAUUCAACGUAGUUUUACAGGAAGAUUUUACCAAGAGGUGUUUUCGCAUGUGAAAAUAAAUCCAUCUGAGCGUGUGGGCGAAUGUCAUAUUUAUUCACUUCCAUAUAAUUUUGAAUAUUACUUUAAUGUUGAUAACUCUUUUUCAGGCGGUAGAUUUGAGAAGGUUCGACAAUUGCGAAUGUACGAUCCGUUUGGUUUCACAUUUGAAUUAUUUCAUCGUAUUUCUCAAGAUUUCCCGUGUCUCGAAUAUUUGAACAUCACGAAUGGCCGCGCAAUGAGAGUCAAACCAGAUCUAUGUACGUCUGUUAUCACAUUCCCGUAUCUCAAAUUUCUAAAUUUGCGCGAAGCUCACGAUGAUUAUGGUGUAUUCUUUCUUUUGAAACAAUACGUGCAUCUACCUCAGUUGGCAUGUCUAAGAGUCCGGCAAGCAUCGCUUGAAAAAAUAACGAAAAACUUUACUAGUGAUCCAAUGACUUUGAAUCUUUCUAAAGUGAAAGAUCUCAACGUAGGUCUAUGGUUUGCUCCACUAGCCACCUUCCACAUGUAUUUUUCCGCGUAA